Scomber japonicus (chub mackerel) is the source of this 1116-nucleotide messenger RNA. Its product is annotated as gap junction delta-2 protein-like. The coding region runs from base 1 to 1116 and encodes 371 amino acids. The transcript has a single exon. The record is from RefSeq and is a predicted model, not a curated record. Gene Ontology annotation, biological process: cell communication. Gene Ontology annotation, cellular component: connexin complex. NCBI's taxonomy places the organism in Eukaryota, Metazoa, Chordata, Actinopteri, Scombriformes, Scombridae.
AUGGGAGACUGGUCCAUUCUUGGCCGCUUCCUAACCGAGGUUCAAAACCAUUCCACGGUCAUCGGGAAGAUAUGGCUGACAAUGCUGCUCAUCUUCCGCAUCUUGCUUGUGGCCCUGGUAGGGGAUGCAGUCUACAGUGAUGAGCAGUCCAAGUUUACUUGCAACACCUUACAGCCUGGAUGCAAUAAUGUCUGCUAUGACACUUUUGCACCUGUCUCACACUUACGCUUUUGGGUCUUUCAGAUUGUUCUUGUCUCCACACCUUCUAUUUUCUACGUUGUCUAUGUCUUGCAAAAAAUCACCAAGAAUGAAAAAAUAGAUGUUAAGGAAGUUGAAGUUGUACCCAAGUCCUCACCUGUGCUUGAGAGGGACAAAUAUAUAGAAGGAGAUAAGGAGGCAACACUGGAAGUUGGCGGUACUUAUAACACCGCCUAUAACACUGAGGACUGGAGCUCCCAGGAAGAUGAGUGUGAGGAGAAGAGUCAGCUCGAAGAAGAAAUGAAAGAAGUAGGAAAAGACCCUACCCAGCUUUCCAGCCAGGUACUACUCAUCUACAUCAUACAUGUUAUGUUGCGCUCCAUCAUGGAGAUAAUCUUCCUCAUUGGACAGUAUUACCUGUUUGGAUUUGAAGUGCCACACCUUUUCCGCUGUGAAACCUACCCCUGUCCAAACCGAACUGACUGCUUUGUGUCUCGAGCUACAGAAAAGACCAUCUUUCUCAACUUCAUGUUCAGUGUCAGUCUAGGUUGCUUCAUCUUGAACAUUGUGGAGCUGCAUUAUCUGGGCUGGAUUUAUAUUUUCAGAGUACUGCUCUCUGCAUGCUGCACAUGCUGUGAUGCAGAUAGGAACCCAGUGCGGGAGGUGGAAUUAUAUUCUGACAACAACCCACUGCUGCUUGAGCUCAAACACUCUUUACGUGGCAGGGUUGUCCUGCAGACCACCUCUAGCAUGUCCCGGGACAAGAGCUGUGGUGUCCCAACCCAGGCCCCGACCAUCUCCUUUGAGACAGACUCUACCCUGGAGUGCACUUCGAAGAGAAACACAGAUGAAAAGGACCGCACCAAGACCAGACCGUACAAUAUGAAAAUAGGAAGAGGCAAAAAGUCAUGGCUAUAA